AUGGAGCUCAGUUUGUUAAAAAUGAGUCAGGCGGGAGUGAGCUUCACCGAUUUCCCAAUGGAGCUGCAGCUCAAGAUCCUCUCCCAAGUCAAUCUGGCGCAGAUUUUGACGCUUCUGAAGAUCCAUCCUUGGAAGGACGCGAUUUUGGACUAUCUGACGAUUGAGGCGCGCAGAGCUCGCAAAAACCCCAGUUACUACCCGCUUCUGGACAAGUUCCGAUACGACGCGAAAUUCGUCGACUUUUUCAACUACAACUAUGACGAGCUCGCCCGGCAGAAUCCGAACCUCUCGUCUUGGACAAAUCGCGAGCCUGUCGCAUGGUUUCUCUCGGCGCACCAGAUGCUCAAAGAAGCUUCUGUCUUUGACCAGAAAAAGUGCUCGAUUCACGUGCUGGACGCUGCUUCGCCGAUGCACAAUCCUGUCUUGAACACAAACGUCGUCUGCUUCACAAGAAACAAAAAGCUCUGCAUCUGGCGACGUCAGAAUCAGCAAAUGCACUACAUCGACUGCACGGAAACGCCAGUCGAGAACAUUUGGACUUGCAAGUCAAACAUCGAGCUCUACGCAUCGGAAAAAUACAUCAUCUACGCUGCGAUUUCAGACAAUGGACAUGUCCAGAUCAGAGCUUACUGCACCAUCAAUUUCAAUCUACUCUGGGGGCUCCAGUCAGCCAAAAGCUACAACUACACAACGCUGAGGAUUAUCUCCGUCGAUCCCAAUGGGCGAAUUUUGAUUUGCGUCCAGCGCAGCGACGAGGCCGACAUCGAGGAAGAAGGUCUGGCCGCCGACUUCGAGGAUAUGGACACGACCGAGGCUACGUAUCUCUUUGCAGGCCCACAGGCGACGGAUGUGACGGAGAUUGAAACUGUCAUCAACACGGAGGCAUUGAGCCAGAAGCUCUACCUCUUUGGCAGUGUUUUCUACAAACUCACCCUCGAAAAAUGCGCACGAUACUUUGGUUCGGCCGUAAACAUAAAAUGCGUCAAGUUGCCAUUUUCGAAGAUGGGAGCAGGAGCCGAGGAGGAAGAGGUCUUCAAGCAGCGAACGCUGUUUACGAUUCCAGACGAUGUUGGCCUCGCCUACCUCGGAAAUGAAAUCUGCUUCUGGUAUCAUGAUCGACUGGAGUUUCGAAUUAGCUCUGUCGAUGACCUACGAACCGUUGUUACUCCGGUCGAUCUCCGCUGCAAGUCGGAUAUAAACGUCCUCGUCAACGGCGAAACCAUCACUCUGACCGGCUUCGACCAAAUCCACGCGCAAACCUUCGUCCUCAAGUUCUACCGCAAAGACGACCAGACCAAGACCGUUUCCUACCAGCGCGCCUUCCUGAAACAAUCGGUGAGUCCGCACUCUGUUCACACUUCGGACUCUGCGAUUGCAAUUCUUCACCCGUCGCGCGUCUACCUCGAGGUUUACGACUAUCUCUCCCCGCUGGUCGGCUGA
Oikopleura dioica is the source of this 1440-nucleotide messenger RNA. Lineage: Eukaryota; Metazoa; Chordata; Appendicularia; Copelata; Oikopleuridae. The record is from the annotation of a GenBank genome assembly.